AUGGGUGAAGUGGAUCAUGCGGACCAAGUGGAUCAACAAUGGCGCGUGCCAUUGCCUUCAUUGGUGCUGACCCAGUACAAAAUUUUGACCCGCGACAUCGACCUGCUGAUGGUGGAAAGAGAUGUAAAGGACGCGGGAAGCAGUGAGGCUUGCAGGGACUUCGCGACAGGUGGCGUGACAGCAACUGAAGGAGUUGUUGAGCAGAAGAGGCGGAAGCUGCUCAUGGGGCUCUUCGACACUCCUUAUUUGUCUUCUUCACAACUUCAAGGAUUCAGUUCAUAUAAGUACUCAUGCGUAGAUUCGAGCCCCAUAGCUGUGUAUAUCUCACAUCCAUUUUGGAACUGGAUAGUGCAGUUUUACCCUCGAAACUGGGCCCCGAAUGCGUUGACUCUUUUGGGUUGGGCCUUUGUGAUGGGCCUCUUCGUGUUUGAAACUGUUCUCGAUUAUGAUCUCACCGCAAACAAUGAUGGAUCUGAACACCCCAUUCCUAACUGGUUUUGGUUGAUCGCUGCAAUAUUCACAUGGAUUGGUUUCACCCUCGACGGCACAGACGGCAAGCAAGCUAGGCGCAUAGGAGCAUCAGGACCGACAGGGGAAUUGUUCGAUCACGGACUUGACUCAUGGUCGACUGUCCCGUUUACAAUAACAAUUUUCUCAGUUUUUGGAAGAGGAGAGUUUAGCGUCCCGUGUGUCCGCUUACUGGCAGUACUCAUAAGCGUGCAGGUUGUCUUUCUAGUCACUCACUGGGAGAAGUACAACACAGGAGUGUUGUUCCUUUCCUGGGGAUAUGAUGCUAGUCAAUAUAUGCUAACUUUCGUGUAUCUUUUCACCUACUUCGUUGGCUACAAAUGGUUCAAACGUUACGCGUUCGAGGGUAUUACUGUAGCUAUGGUUUUCGAAUCCAGCUUUUAUUUAGCUUGCAUGGUAUCUAUAUGCAUGUCAGCUUAUAACAUGUGGCAUUCCUACUCUAUAGAAAAAACUUUCAAGCAGCCAUCGCUCUAUGAGGCUUCUCGUCCAGUUUUCUCAAGCAUUGCUUUAUUCACGAUCUCAUUGGCAUGGGCUUCGCUUUCUCCAACAGAUGUUUGCUCGACGGAUCCUCGAGUAUUUUUCAUGGCUAUGGGCACCGUAUUCAGUAACAUCGCAUGCCGUUUGAUCAUCGCGCAGAUGACUAAUCAUCGCUGUGAAGUCAUGAACAUGUUGCUGGUGCUUUACGCAUUUUCUGCAGGACUGGCGAUGUUGAUGCCUUACAUGGAGCUUGUGAUUUUGCGACUUAUGUGUUUUCUCGUUAUUGCACUCCACGUGCAUUAUGGCAUUUGUGUGGUUCGCCAACUCUGUGAUCACUUUAAAAUCUACGCGUUCGACGUCUCCUAUCUGCAGAAGCAAUCGCAGCAAUAAAUCACAGAAUUUUCAAUAAUCUCGUGUCCAACACCAUCUCAAAACUUGCAAUAUAUGAUUCUAAACCGUUGCCCUCCAGGAUCUUAAUUAAUGUACGUAGUACCGCUAGUGUUUUAUUGUUGAUGAUCUUUGCUCAAGGCUGUGCUGGUUGUCUUUCUCCUUUGGACAUAGUAUUAGAUUUCUAAUAAAUUUUUUGUGUGUUC
Molecule: messenger RNA, 1598 nt
Organism: Cylicocyclus nassatus
Lineage: Eukaryota; Metazoa; Nematoda; Chromadorea; Rhabditida; Strongylidae
Source: the annotation of a GenBank genome assembly